CCUACCCCAGCCUUUUUCCUGCAUCCGGGCUUGGAGAGGCCGCUGUGAAGAUCAGCGAGCAGCAUGGAGGUUUCCGGCGAAUCCCAGUCCGGCCCAAGCUGUUCGUCUUCCUCCCGAGAUGGCUCCGGGGUCUCGGUCUCCAAGGAGUUGCUGAUGGCGGGGAGCGGCGGCCGCGGAGGUAUAUGGGACAGGUUGCUCAUCAACUCCAAGCCUAAUUCCAGAAAGAAUUCUACUCUUCAAACAGUUCGGAUAGAGAGGAGUCCCUUAUUGGACCAAGUACGGACCUUUCUCCCACAGAUGGCUCAGGCAAACGAAAAGCUAAGAAAAGAAAUGGCAGCUGCACCACCUGGUCAUUUCAAUAUUGAAAAUACUGAUGAGACUCUUGGACAAGUUAUUCAAAUGGACGUGGCCUUGUUUGAGAUGAAUCAGUCUCAUUCGAAAGAAGAGGACAGUUCGGAAGAGAAUUCACAAGACAGUUCAGAGGAAAGUUCAGAACCUGAGGAUGAAGACGACAGCACCUCUUCCGAAGGGGAAGUCACCAUAGAUAAUAUUAAGCUUCCUCAUUCAGAAGACGGAAAAGGCAAGAUAGAGGUUCUGGACAGUCCUGCUAGUGAAAACAAAGAAAAACAGGGAAAUAAGUGAUCUGAGAAACAGGUGAUAGAUGCCUGCUAAUUAAAUGGCAACCCACUCCAGUAUUCUUGCCUGGAGAAUCCCAUGGACGGAGGAGCCUGGUAGGCUAGUCCACGGGGUCGCAAAGAGUCGGACAUGACUGAGCAACUUCAUUUCACUUGACUUCAAUUCUAUGGAAAAGAGUGUGACUCACUAGUUGUUUUGCCUUUCAGAUACCUAUGGUGCUUUUUUGCAAUAUUGAAUAUAUUUUGUUUCAUGGAGAAACAGAAGCUGGCUUUUAAAGAGCUGGAAGAGAUAGCAUUUGGGUAUCCUCUAAGAGCACACUGUAUUUGAUUUCAUGCUAAAGAAAUUGCGUUUAGAAAGCUUAAUUUUAUGUAUGGUAAUGAGUGAGUUUGUUGGCAUCCUUCAUAGCAUAGACUUCAGAAAUCUCAAACUUAUUUUAAGGUAAAAAUACAUGUCACCUGUUUGUUUUUACUUUAAAUUGUCCACUUGGAUAAAACAACCUAGGUUGGUUUUUUUUUUUUUAAGUUGUUAUAAAGUCAGACUUAUUUAUUAUCAAAAUGGGGUCAAUGAGGGAGAAAUCUUUUAAAGAAGUUUUUUACAAAGAAAAUAAUUACUUACAUUUAGCCACCCUCAGACAUACCUACUUUCAUUAAAAAAAAAAAAUUCCUUUCCAAUUUGAGCGGGAAAACUGGUGUUCUGAUUUAAUCACUGGUUUAAACUGGAUUAAACUGGUUUAAUCACUGUCUAUGACUCUGUAGCCCCUUAUUACAUACUAAUAUGUAGAAUUUUUAUAUUUCUCCCUUGCCAUGGCUGUCUCAUAUAAUACAAUUAGGUGUGCUAUACAGGUAAAGAAGUCAUCUAAGUUCAGUUCUCUGAAUUGUAUGUAGAAUUUACGUUUUUGGUUUUGUUUUUCUUUUUCUCAUAAAGCAAUGUUUUUGUUUGUUUCAACUAUUGAAAUUAUUCAUCACAGUUGCCCAGUUUUGAAAUCUGUUCAUUGUAGAGAAUAGGGACACCCCAAGAAAAAUAGGGCACAGUACAUAAAAAGAUAGUAAUUGGUUUUCUCUUUCAAAAGACAAAAUGAUCCUACUUUGGGGUCUCCUUUCUGCCUUAUUCUUGACCUUAUUAAACUUGUUUGGGUUCUUAUUUGCCAUAGAACUGGAUUUGCUCAGGAUGUAAACUAGAGAAUUUAGAGGAGUGUCUCCAAGUGCAUUGAGCUGAUGGGACUUUGUUCCCUAAUGUUUUAGGGGUUUUUUUUAAACUGUUUUUUUCUUACUCCUCACCUUUUCCUUAUGAAUACUCUGAAGAUUAUUCUCAAGGUUCUUUCUGGUAUUUCCCAUUGGAAAUUGGAACCCAGGCUGUGCCUUAAAAGUAUGCAGAGUGAACAGAUCUGGAAACCAGAUUUCUCAGCUAGAAAAGAUACUAUGUUAUGCCUGGUAGCACCAAACACAGCUGUGAUGAAUUAUUGGUGUAAAUAUGUAUUUAAAUAAAUUAACAAAUAUUUAAAUAA
Messenger RNA from Bubalus bubalis (water buffalo), 2140 nucleotides. RefSeq names its product NOP protein chaperone 1 (gene NOPCHAP1). Bases 64 to 642 code for a protein of 192 amino acids. The transcript has 4 exons. NCBI's taxonomy places the organism in Eukaryota, Metazoa, Chordata, Mammalia, Artiodactyla, Bovidae. The record is from RefSeq and is a predicted model, not a curated record. Gene Ontology annotation, biological process: box C/D snoRNP assembly. Gene Ontology annotation, molecular function: box C/D methylation guide snoRNP complex binding.